UGAAAUCCUCACUGCAGACAUACUCUGCUGGGAGGGAAUAUAUGUGUGUGAAGACUGAAUAAGAGAAGAGUGUAGCAGGAGCGUGGGGAGAUCGAGAGAUGUCAGGAAAGGAGAAGAAACUACUCCAGCUUCUGCGCUCCGUCACAAAGUCAAGUGCGGCAAACGGGACGUCAAUCUUAGUAGACGCGUCGAAAUACAUCAAGGAGCUCAAGGACAAAGUGGAAGCAGCCUCAUCAUCACAAGCUGACACUGACACUAGUAGUGCUUUUGGUUCAGGAAGUGCCAUGCCAGCAACGGUGAGUGUCUCAGCAGUGGAGCUGGAUAACAGCAGCCGAAGAAGAGGAUUCAGGAUCAACGUGUCGAUGGAGAGGAGCCGGCCUGGGCUGCUGGUGUCCGUGCUGGAGGCCUUGGAGGACCUCGGCCUCGACGUCCUGGACGCCGACGUCUCCUGCACCGACGACACCGCCUUCCGCUUCCAAGCGCUUGGCGGAUCAUCAGGCCAGGGCCUGCAGCAGCAGCAGCAGCAGCAGGAGGAGGCCGGAGGAAGCGUGGACGAACAAAUGGUUCAGCAUGCGGUCUUGCAGGCCAUCACCAAAUGCAUGGACGAUGACGAUGAGUAGCAAGACAGAAAACUGAAGAAGAGCCUGAAAUUUGCCGGCUUUAUUCUGGGCCUUGAAGCGCAAGCUUUACAGCCCAAGGAAUUCGUGAAGUUAAAUUUUACGUAGUUUUUUUUGUUGUUGCUUAUUAUUAUUCCACAGUGAAACAUUACUUCAGGUCUUGGUAAUUUGUAAUAGUAUCUUUCCUACCCAGAUUAAGUAUGGGACACGAAGGGAUAUAGUAUAAAGAUACUGUACAAAGAAUAAGACAGUAGCUUCAAGUACUGGAACUUCUCCAUCAGUAGCUGAACAUGGUUUUUUUUGCCCC
Sorghum bicolor (sorghum) is the source of this 924-nucleotide messenger RNA. Its product is annotated as transcription factor bHLH61. Lineage: Eukaryota; Viridiplantae; Streptophyta; Magnoliopsida; Poales; Poaceae. Bases 99 to 620 code for a protein of 173 amino acids. Gene Ontology annotation, biological process: regulation of DNA-templated transcription. The record is from RefSeq and is a predicted model, not a curated record. Gene Ontology annotation, cellular component: nucleus. The transcript has 3 exons. Gene Ontology annotation, molecular function: DNA-binding transcription factor activity; sequence-specific DNA binding.